AUGGUCAGAAUAGAUAAUUUUAUGCUGAUCAUACUCGAUCAUUUAAUAGUUUUAAUUAAACUAUUUCAUAUUGAUAUAUUCAAAAUUUUGGAAAGAACAGUUAUAAUAAUAAACUAUAAAAUGGAACUUAAGAUUAUGAAAUUCAUUAGAAGAGAAGUUAUUUUAUCUAAACUAAUAAAAAAAUGA
Paramecium sonneborni is the source of this 186-nucleotide messenger RNA. The record is from the annotation of a GenBank genome assembly. Lineage: Eukaryota; Ciliophora; Oligohymenophorea; Peniculida; Parameciidae.